Anopheles coluzzii is the source of this 2178-nucleotide messenger RNA. Its product is annotated as spore coat protein SP65-like. The coding region runs from base 705 to 2030 and encodes 441 amino acids. The record is from RefSeq and is a predicted model, not a curated record. NCBI's taxonomy places the organism in Eukaryota, Metazoa, Arthropoda, Insecta, Diptera, Culicidae. The transcript has 2 exons.
CGAUGGAUACAUGCGAAAGCGACACAACACUAACGUUACGAUGAUUUAAUUCCAUCACACAACAUAGUAGCCACAGAGUGCGUGCAGCACGCAAGGCUCCGAAGUGGUGUGUGGUGUUGCGUCGCAAUAAAAUCGUUAAUAUAUUGCCCCUUUCGCGCUCCAGCACAUUACUGCCACCCAUCUGUAGACAAAGCCUCUCUUUUGGCACAAAACAAAAAAUUCGAUCUAUUCCAAUGCGCCCCACAAUAUGAUGCACUAUAAAGUCACACCCACGGCUGGAUUGUAACAGCGCCUCAGACGAAUUCGCUAUUAAGAAUUUGCCAAUAUGGAAAAUCCAUACCAUCUAAGCACAUAAACACAAACUGUUUGUACACGAGUCAGUUCGAAUGAGAUAGCUGUUCCCUCGCAGAAUUUCUAAGGUCAGAUCAGACCCAAACAAAACGGUAGAACAAUCGUUCACACUAUUCUAAAAACUGCAAACAUAAAACCAGCUUUUCUGCCAAUUGACGCACUUUCUCCGCUAGAACAAUAGCGUCGUUUUAGGAUUUUAAGUAUAAGCUACAGCUUUUACGAACAGUUCAAUUGAUUGACCUAAGUGCUUUGAACAGCGCCCUGCUUGAGGAGUAUAUAAAACCAAAGGAUCUUCGAUCAGACCAGAAUCAUCGGUUAUCUUUAGCAACUCAUUUCAACGGACAUUCGACGAAAUGAAGCAGCACUUCCUUACUGCCGUCCUACUCGCCGUGUGCUUGUUCACCGGCCCAACGCUUCAGCAAAUCGGGGUCGGCGUCGGUGGCAUCGGCGUCACAGUCCUCGGAUCGUCGUCACUGAUUGGAGUCACCGUGGCCACGACUGUGGCUGCAGGAGCAACCACCACUACCGCUGCUCCAACGACCACCACUACCGCUGCUCCAACGACCACCACUACCGCGGCAGCUGCUACGACUACCGCUGCCGGAGCCACGACUACCACCGCCACAGGAAAUACUGUAGUGUUUAAUAUCAAUGGAAGUCUCGUAACCGUUGCCUCGUCCGAUCAAGCCACGAUCGCAGCUAUUGUUGCAGCCUUGUCGGCUACUACUACCGUCGCAGCAACGACCACUACUGCUGCCGCUACGACCACUACUGCUGCUGCUACGACCACUACUGCUGCUGCUACGACCACUACCACUGCCGCCACGACCACUACCGCUGCCACAACUGCUGCCACGACCACGACAACAGCGGCCGCUACUACUGCAGCUACCACUACUGCUGCCACUACCGCAGCUACCACUGCUGCUGCCACUACUGCUGCUACCACCACUACUACUGCCGCUACCACCACAACGGCCACUCCCUCCAUCUCGAUUACGAUUAACAUGAAUGGACAAACGGUUGUGUUGAGUGCGAGCGACCCCAACCUGCUCUCAAUUCUCACCCAAAUUCUAAACAAUCUGUCCUCUACUACGACGGCUGCCGCUACCACCACUACCACUGCCGCGGCAACUACCACCACGGCAGCUGCUGCCACCACCACCGUCCGAGUUGGCGGUUGCGGAGGCCACGGAAUUAGACCCGGAAUCGGUUUCGGCGCAGGAAUCGGCUUCCGUGGCGGUGCCGGCGGUGCCGGCUUUGGCAUUGGCAUCGGCGGAGGAUUCCGAGGACCCGGCCUUCUUCGUCCGGCUAUCGGAGCCCUCACCAACACGGCAGGUGGUUUGCUGGGAACAGCCUUAGGUACUGCUGGCAAUAUUGCCGGAUCUGCGGUGAAUCUCGGCGCGGGUAUUAUCGGUGGUGCGGCCAAUGCCGCUACUGGCAUUCUAGGAGGAGUGCGUAACGCGAUCGGAGGUAUUGGAGCAGGACUGCAAGCAGCUGCCGGUGGCGCACUGAACGGCGGUCUGCGUGCCGGAUCGAGUUUUCCAACUGGAUUUAAUGGAGGCGUAGGCUCGCGCGUCGGAUUCGGAGCCGGAUUUGGAGCAGGUAUUGGCUCGCAAGGAAUGCUCGGUGGUGGAAUCCAAGCUGGUGUCGGUCUCCGUGCUGGCUUCAGCGGAUAAGCAGUACCACUCAUCCACCCGCAGUACCCCCGCCAUCCCCACACAGACCGUGAUAGAGAUUCUCGCGUAAGAAAGCCACUACUAUACCGACACACAACGUAUACCGCAUGCAUAUAUACAGCAAUAAAUUAAAGAAUCCAUGUCGAAA